Messenger RNA from Psammomys obesus (fat sand rat), 6905 nucleotides. It is a transcript of the gene Wdr90, whose product is annotated as WD repeat domain 90. Gene Ontology annotation, molecular function: protein binding. Gene Ontology annotation, cellular component: centriole. The record is from RefSeq and is a predicted model, not a curated record. The coding region runs from base 953 to 6625 and encodes 1890 amino acids. NCBI's taxonomy places the organism in Eukaryota, Metazoa, Chordata, Mammalia, Rodentia, Muridae. The transcript is spliced from 41 exons.
GAGGGAAGGAGGAACGAAAGCCUUGCCUUUACAGAUAAGGCAGAUAACGUGAGCCUUGUGGCAGCAGCCAUCUGAAGAGCAUAGCGGCCUUAGCAGCCCAGCUUUUAAUCCCUGAACUGUAGAGGCUGAGGCUGUGAGGUUCAAAGAACAGCCUGGUCUACACUGGGAGACAGGAAUUCCGAAAAGAAAAGAGCACUUUAUCUGAAGGUGAACCCUAACCGCUAGGGCUGGUUCACUAGCCAGGUCUGAGACAGGAUUAACCCUUAAGGAAGAGCCUGGGGUAGGUACAUCUCCAUUCAGAGUCCAUUCUUUACACCAGGACUUAACUGGAAUGAGAUCCUAGCCCUAAACUGCAGGUCCUACACUCCAGGGUCUUUGGGUAUGUGGUGAACCUGUGGUGACUGUAUUUAUUUGGGAGCAGGGCUCUUGUUCUCCUGAAGUAGAGGGACCCAGAGUAUCUGGGUGCUGAACAGAUGCCUCCACACGGUUAGAAAGCAAAGAUGAGGCCCACCCUGGGUGGACCGUGGAAUGUGAACAAGUGUCCCAGAAAAAAAAAGGUUCAGCCCUCAAAAUCGGAGGUCUGGGAGAGUGUCAGCGACCACGCCCACUCAGCACUGCUGGUUAGGCCGCCGCACUGUCUGCGGAGGUCCGGGCUGGGCGUGGCCGCCGAAGCCUGUGCAGGAGGCGACAGCGGUGGAAGUGGCCUGGGUCGGCCAAGAGAGGCCUGGGGACAUGCAAGAGGCGGGGAUGGAGUGUGUGUGUGUGGGUGGGUGGCAGGGACUGGGGGUUGUCUGCUUGGUGACUGGGUGCUAUGCGGCCACAGGGGUUCUGUGCGUCGCCGCAGCGGCGACGGAAGUGACGCGACGUUGCCAAGCGGCUGUUGCUAGGCGCUGCGCUGCGUGUCUUGCGUAGGAAGGCGUCAGCUGAGGCGGGAAGUGCGAGCUGUAGCGCCAUGGCCGGAGGUAGCGGCGCGCGCUGUCGUCAGGUCUCGCGUCCCGGGAGUCCCGGGAGUCCCGGGUCCGAGGUCCGCCGUGCGUCACUGACUGCACCUCGCGCCGAAGCCUGUCCCGCGAGCGAAGGCGAAGGGUCGCGGCGCGCUGCCCAAGACCGGUGCUCAGGCGCCGUCCCAUCUGCAGCUUGGCAGCACCCUUUCCUCAACGUAUUCAGACACUUCAGGGUGGAUGAGUGGAAACGGUCCAGCAAAGAGGGAGAUGUGGCCGUGGUGACGGACAAGGUCCUGAAGAGCUCCGUGUAUCGCAUCCGUGGGUCUGUAUCUGCUAGCAACUACAUCCAGCUCCCCAGAACUAGCACCCAGUCUCUGGGGCUGACUGGGAGGUACCUGUAUGUGCUUUUCCGGCCUCUGCCUACCAAGCAUUUUGUCAUCCACCUGGAUGUGUCCACCGAGGACGGCCAGGUCAUCCGUGUGUCUUUCUCCAACCUCUUUAAGAAGUUCAAGUCCUCCGCAACAUGGCUUCAGUUUCCCUUUGUCUUCGAGACUAAGACACCCAGGAGAGGUGGUGACACCUGGUCCAGGGGGGACAGCUUGAAUGAAGGCCUAGGACGGGAUGACCUGGCAGGUGUGGUUCCUCCUAGUGUCCGAUGGACCUGCCUGCAGCUGGACCUGCAUGACAUCCUUAUGUUCUACUUGAGCCGGCGCUAUGGCCACCUCAAGAGCAUCAGGCUGUGCGCCAGCCUGCUAGUCAGAAAUCUCUACACCAGUGAUCUGUGCUUUGACCCUGCUGUCACUGUCGCUGAGGCCCGUCGUGCAAAGUUAUCUGUCAACCCUGUGCCUCGAGAAAUGGCCUUCCCAGUGCCAAAAGGGGAAAGCUGGCAUGACCAUUACAUCCACGUUCGGUUUCCAAGAGACGACUCAAAAGUGCCUGAGGAGCCGGUUGAGAAGAACUGUUCCCUUCCAGAGGCAGUCUUCUUAGGGCAUGUGUCACGGCGCCUGCCUCAUCCGGUGGUCUCUGGCAAACCUUUGCUGAGCAGUAGGUCCCCUGAGGGCCAGAUUCCUAGUCUUCCAUUGCCGUGCCAGGUCCCCUCAGCACCCAGAAUCCCUCCAGAGGUCAGUCUGACCUACAAGGAUCCAGAAGUCUCCAGUGGAGGUGCCGCCAGAAUCCGUGGCCAGCGUCCUUCAGCCUGGAAUGAGGUUACUGAUGCACACACGGUGGUCAGUGAUAGGCAUGUUCUUGCUGACAAACCACCUGGAGUGCCCAUGGCCCUUGAGGCUAUUCGCUCCUGUAAGCUGUUCCUCCCAGACCCAGUCCUGAGGCUCAGGGGAGUCAUCGGCUUUGGGGGUCACAGCACCCAAUGGGCCCUGUGGACCAAAGAUGGUAUGGCUGUUGUUUACCCCUGCCAUGCAGUCAUCAUCGUCCUGCAGAUUGAUACCGGCCAGCAAAGAUUUUUCCUUGGUCACACAGACAAGGUCUCUGCACUGGCUCUUGAUGGGAACGAUGUACUGCUAGCAUCAGCCCAGGUGCAGCCUCCCAGCAUGGUGCGUCUCUGGGACUUCCAGACUGGGGGAUGCCUGUCCAUCUUCAGAAGCCCGCUGCAUACCAUCUGCUCCCUCAGCUUCUCCAGGAGUGGGGCGUUCCUCUGCGGUGUGGGCAAGGACCGACAUGGGAGGACGGUGGUGGUGGCCUGGAGCACAGACAAGGUGGGCCUUGGUGGUGAGGUGGUGGUUCUUGCAAAGGUGCACACUGACUUCGACAUUCAGGCCUUCCGGAUUGCCCUUUUUGAUGAAACCAGGAUGGCAUCAUGCGGUCGGGGCAGUGUGCGGCUGUGGCGGCUGCGGGGCGGCGUCCUGCGCUCCUGUGCUGUGGACCUAGGGGAGUACUGUCCGCUGGAGCUCACUGACCUCGCCUUUGCACAGACCCUGGAUGGCCACUGGAGACCCUUGGCCGGCAUGCUCUUCGUGUGUAGCCAUAGUGGUCACAUCCUGGAGAUCGACCACCGGCGCAUGACGGUGCAGCACGUCCGCCGCUUGCUGCCCACUCGGCCCUCUGGUGUUCCUCUCACCGAGAAACAGAGCUUCAGCAUGGGGUCCGGCAUCGCUAUCAGCAGCCUCGGUGUCUCUACUACCACAUGUGCUGUGGGCUCUGAGGAUGGCUACCUGCGCCUCUGGCCCCUGGACUUUUCCUCAGUGCUUCUAGAGGCCGAACACGAUGGCCCUGUCAGUUCAGUCUCCUUCAGCCCCGACGGUCUUCGUGUACUGUCCACCACCACCUCAGGCCACCUGGGCUUCCUGGACAUGCCCUCCCGGGAGUAUACUGUAUUGGCACGCUCCCACAUGGCCCCAGUGCUGGCGCUUUCUACAGAGCAGAACCGGGGACAGAUGGCCACUGUGUCCCUUGACCACACUGUCCGCAUCUGGGACCUGGCUACCCUACAGCAGCUGUAUGACUUCUCAUCCUCUGAUGAAACCCCCUCUGCUGUUGCUUUCCACCCCACAUUGCCAAGCUUCUUCUGUGGCUUCAGCAGUGGGGCUGUACGCUCCUUCAGCCUGGAGAACUCUGGAGUCCUGGUCGAACACACGCGUCACCGAGGGGCCAUCACCAGCCUGGUCAUCACCCCUGACGGCAGAUUCCUGUUCAGCUCCUGCUCUCAGGGCUCCCUAGUCCAGUACAACUGUGCUGUCGCCCGAUGCUGCGUCCUCCGUGUGGCAGCCAACAUGGUAUGUCAGGAUGGCCACCCCAACCCCAAUACUCUGGCAGUCAGCAGAGACAGUUGCCGGCUGGCCUUUGUGGGUCCGUCCAAGUGCAAGGUGACAGUCGUGGAGUCAGACUCCUUGAAUGAGCUGCUACAUGUUGAUGUCAGCACUCUCCACCUGGCCAGCAACCACCCGGACUGGGCUGUGGCCGUCUGCUUCAGCCCCGGGAACUCAGGCCAUCUGCUGGUGUCCACAUCCUCUAAUAAGGUUGUGGUACUGGAUGCUGUGUCAGGACACACUAUCCAAGAGUUAUCUAGCGUCCGCUCCAGAGCCUGCGCCUCCCUGGCUAUUAGUGAGGAUGCUCGUUUGCUGCUGGGAGCCACUGGCCGGACCAUUACAGUGUGGGAUUAUCCAACGCAGGCGAGUCCUAGCUGCCAGGUAUACAUUGGCCACUCAGAGCCUGUGCAUGUUGUAGCCUUCACCCCUGAUCAGCAGCAGGUCCUCAGCGUGGGGGAUGCCAUCUUCCUCUGGGAUGUCCUGGCCACCCCUGAGAGAGACCAAAGUGAUCCUGGGACCCCCCCAGUCCAUGAGGCGGGCUCUACUGUAGGACAGCUGGAGGACCUGGCAUCUGGGGCCAGCGGACUCCCUCGGCAGCAAGUGCCCUUACCAUCUCAGGCAUCACCACCCCCACUGAGUAUCCAUGACAGGCCCCUGGAAGGAGGCACUUUUUCCACAUCGGAUGAGGAAGGACCCUGUGAGGAGAACCAUGUUUCUGAGGUGUUCCUCCAAGGCCAGGCCCCAACCCCACCUGUGCUGGUGGAGAAGGAGGCCAGUGGAGCUGGAGAUGGCCCUCGGGAGGCUGCAAAGGGCUCACAGACACUUGCUGUGCUUCCUUGUCACCACAGUCAAACAAGUGAAUGGAGCCUUCAGAGAGCAAAGGCUGGCCUCCCAACCCGCCCAGACUCCUACAAGCACUUCACAGCUCGCUAUAAGGCCUCCACGCGGGUCAAGAGUGUCUCCUUCCCUCCCGUUGGCAGGGAGCAGCUGCGACUGAAGGCCGUUGUAGGCUACAAUGGGAACGGGCGGGCCAACAUGGUUUGGAGGCCCAACACAGGCUUCUUUGCCUACACAUGUGGCCGCCUGGUGGUGGUGGAGGACCUGCAUUCUGGCACCCAGCGGCACUGGUGCGGCCAUCCCCAGGAGAUCUCUACUCUGGCACUCAGCGAGGAUGGCCAGGUCCUGGCCUCUGCCUCCUGCUGUGGCAACACAGCUGCCCACUGUCAGAUCCGAAUUUGGGAUGUUCCCAAGGGCCUCUGUCGGCACCUCCUUUCCCAUCAUGACACAGCUGUACAAGCACUGGCCUUUUCCCCAGACGAUGAGUUCCUUGUAACACUAGGGGACUAUGCUGACCGCACCCUCGCCCUGUGGAGCAUGACCACCUAUGAACUGCUGUCAUCCACUCGCUUCCCAGAGCCUGUGCAUGGUGUGGCCUUUAAUCCCUGGGAUGCCAAUGAGCUCAUCUGUGUGGGCACAAGUGCCAUCACCUUCUGGCUCCUGCAGCAUCAUGGGACAGACACCAGCUUCCAGGUACACCGAGAACCAGUCCCUGAGGAGUUGGGGGCAUCCGAGUUGACCUCACUCUGCUAUGGGGCCAGCCCUCUGCUCUACUGUGGCUCCAGCUCUGGCCAGGUCUGCGUCUGGGACACUGGCACUGGCCACUGCUUCCUGGCCUGGGAGGCUGAUGACGGCGAGAUUGGAGUGCUGCUGUGUUCUGGCUCGAGACUGCUCAGUGGCAGUAACACACGAAGGCUGCGUCUUUGGGCCGUGGGGGUUGUGCCAGAGCUGAGGCGCAAAGGCUCAAGUGCCAGGUCCAAUUCUGUUUUCAUGGAGCGUGAGCUGACCCUGGAUGGGGCUGUGGUGAGUGCCAGCUUUGACAGUGGCAUGGACAUGGGUGUAGUGGGCACCACAGCUGGCACGCUCUGGUAUAUCAACUGGACAGAGGGCACUAGCACCCGCCUCAUCAGUGGCCACAGGAGCAAGGUAAACGAGGUGGUCUUCAGCCCCAGUGAGUCUCACUGUGCCACCUGUGGCGAGGAUGGGAGCGUGAGGGUGUGGUCUUUGGCCAGCAUGGAGCUGGUGAUCCAGUUUCAGGUGCUGAACCAGAGCUGCCUCUGCCUUGCCUGGACCCCCCCAUCCUGUGGACGCCCAGAGCAGCAGCAGGUGGUGGCAGGCUACAGCGAUGGCACACUUCGAGUCUUCAGCAUCUCUCGGACUGCCAUGGAACUCAAGAUGCACCCCCACCGGACUGCUCUGACAGCCAUUGCCUUCUCCACUGAUGGUCAGACUAUCCUAUCUGGAGACAAGGAUGGGCUUGUGGCUAUCAGCCGCCCCUGCACAGGAAUGACCUUCCGCAUGCUCAGUGACCAUCGGGGCGCUCCAAUCUCUGCUAUCCAGAGCACAAACAAAGAGUAUGGAGACUUAGGGGUAGAGGGUGCAGAACUGUGGCUGGCUGCAAGUGGGGACCAACGGGUCAGCAUCUGGGCCUCUGACUGGCUCCAGGACCGCUGUGAGCUCCUGGAAUGGUUGAGCUUUCCUGCACCUGCAAUCUCAGAGGCUCCAGGCCUCCCGCCCCCGUCUCUUGCUGCCUUCUGCCCUUGGGAUAAGGCGAUACUGGUGUGUGUGGGCCUUGGUGCACAUGAAGAGGUAGUCUUCUACAGCCUCCGCCAAAAGCAGGUGGUGCAGAAGACACCGCUGCCCUUCUUUGCCAUGUCCUUGAGCCUGUCCCCAGGGUCCCAGCUCAUGGUGGUUGGUUUUGCUGAAUGCAUGCUGAGGCUCCUGGACUGUGCAUCAGGGACUACCCAGGACUUUGAAGGCCAUGAUGACGCAGUCCACCUGUGUAGGUUCACCCCGUCUGGAAAACUGCUCUUCACAGCUGCUCACAAUGAGAUCCUGGUGUGGGAAGUCACUGGCUCCUGAGCAAUUGCUAGGAACAUAGGCAGAAAAGCCAGGCUCUGGGUUGUUGUAUGCUGAGCCAGGAUGACUGGGACAAUCUUCAGAACUACAUUGAGUUUGGGUAAAUCUGAAAACAUUUAAGGAGGCUGAGGGUGUGGCAGUGUUUUAUAAUCUGUGAAGAUAUGGAUUUGAUCCCCAGAACCACUCCUCCCAAACACAGAAGACUUAGCAUACUGUGGAGGUUGCAUGAAUGUUAUUUUAUUGUUUUCAUUUUGUACAGUUUAAACAAAUAAAAAUGGCAUUU